Messenger RNA from Cyprinodon variegatus (sheepshead minnow), 3550 nucleotides. RefSeq names its product neurturin-like. Gene Ontology annotation, molecular function: growth factor activity; receptor tyrosine kinase binding; glial cell-derived neurotrophic factor receptor binding. The transcript has 4 exons. The record is from RefSeq and is a predicted model, not a curated record. NCBI's taxonomy places the organism in Eukaryota, Metazoa, Chordata, Actinopteri, Cyprinodontiformes, Cyprinodontidae. Bases 577 to 1239 code for a protein of 220 amino acids.
CUCUCUGCUCCACUUAGAGUAACCACGCUCUCCCUCCUCACCCAAACCCAUCCUUUCGACCCGCAGAGUUCCCCUCCUGGGAGCAGAACAGAGGACCUGCUGCUGGAAAAAAGGGUUAAAGUUUUUGUUUUUUUACUGCAAAAGAGAAGAGCAAAAAGUUCUCUGCGAAGAGGCAUGUUGACGGGCGUUUUCUGAAGCAAAGCCUAAAGUCCCUUCAAGCUCUUUUCCUUUUUGAAUGGAUCAAUCUGAGUAUCACAGAGGGCAUGCUUUUGCAAUUAAAGGAAUGUUGAUUUUGAUCUUCACCACUUAAAAGAUUUCAAUGGAAAUGCAAAUACUUUUAAAGAAUAAGACAUCCUGGACUUGAAUCAAGUCAAGACAUCUCCCGUACUUGCAAGGCCAAGGAACUGUAGCAGAAUUCAUGGGAAAAAGCAGUUCUCCUGCCUCUUCUUCUCACCUGUGAUGAAGAUGGACUUACCCAGUCAGCACUUGCCCGAGGAGGUCAGCUGAAGCCAACGCCACGCAGCUAAGUCUGGAUUAGCAGGCCGAACGAGUUUCAAUGCUCCCCCACGCUUUAAGAUGAAGUUAUGGAAAGGUGCUACUUUUGCCUUCGUGCUAUGUGCCACAGCCCUGUCCACCUUCCUCAUUAGAAGCAUGGUCUCCAUCAGAGAGUUCAGAGUCAGUGUGAAACAUCCAUGCACAUCAUCAUUCCCAGAAUCGCCUUCAGCAGAAUCAGAAGCUGUGCCCCUGCAGACAGAAAGCCUUCGUCGGAAGACCCGCUCAACAGGCAACAACAUGAACUCCCUGCUCUCAGAGUUUUCUGUGAUGCUGCAGAGUUUUACAGAGGUUGAGCUUCAGCAUGUGCUGGGAACCUUGCUGGAGAGGAAGAGAAGAAGAGAACAGUCCAUCACAAUGACCCAAGCCCGAAGGACUAAAAGAGCUAAAAAAUCCAGGCCCUGCUCUGUGAGGAAGGUGGCUCUGAUGGUGAAUGAACUGGGUCUUGGUUUCCAGAGCGAUGAGACUAUAUAUCUGCAGUACUGCAGUGGUAAAUGCGAUAAAGAAAAGAAAAACUAUGACUUUGUCAUGGAGCACAUACUUAAAAAAGGCUUAAUACGGAAAAAGAACAAGGUCAGCAAAGAACCCUGCUGCCGACCCACUGAAUUUGAACUUCUUGUCUACUUUGGGAAUGGUGGCCAUAACAUAAUAUCUAAUGUAUCAGCAAAGCAUUGUGGGUGCGUAUGACCCAAAGUAAGGAGCCUCUCCCUUCUUUAAGCUGCUCCAAGCUCUGCUGCUGAAAAAGGAUGCAUAAUGGACAAACAAGGGAAUGUAAACACCAGCAGAGAGAAGAAAACAAUGAGAAAGUGUUUAUCGCGCCUCCAUGGGAACCUUUUUGACUGAUUGACUUUGAAUGAAUUUAUCUGUCAACACCAGUUGGAUGCGGAUCAAGUAAAUGGCAAGUGCCAUGUUUGGAUUCCACAUAAAAAAAGAAAGGGAAAAUGGCAGCACACCCAAAUUCAUGUUAAUAUCUUUUCUAUCUGUGUAGGAAACACUGUAAACUAUGGUGUUAACAGCAGUUUAGCAACAUGAGGUUUGCGUCUUCUUAGUCAUUUGUACAUGUUUAGAUUCAGAACGAUAAGCCAGAGUGGAUCGGAUCAUUGUUGUUAUUGCACUUCAAUUAAAUUUCUAUCCAAAAUUUUACGUUUACACACUUAUCCCAACAAAUAAGACGAGGUAGUUUCUGGCACGUAAAUAAGACGAGGUUUGCUUAAAAAUCAGCACAGGAUGACUUAAAAGGUUACAUUUUGAGAUGCAUCCAGAGAGCUGUGUUGCAUUUUUGCAGUCUAAGAAGAUUUUUAUGACAUGUUUCCUGAUUUAUGUACUUUGUUACUAACUGCAGCUUUACUACAAAGGUAAACAAGAGAAGUGUUACUUAUAAUUUAUCAAUGGAAGAUAUAAAUCUUUAGUGAGUGGUACAAAACCCAUAAUUACUGCAUUUCUUUUAUCUUGUGUAGAGACUUUAGACAUGUAUGUAUUCUCAGUGUAAACAUCCUGCAGAACAAAACCUCCCCUACUUUCUCCAGAUAAUAUAACAGGCACCCCUGGAAAAGAUAUGCAGAAAGUCUUACAAAUUGAUGUAUUUUUGCAGUAGCAUAACCUUAUAUCUAUAAUCUAUUAAUCCAGCCUUCAACUUGAGUACAUUUAUGAAGUGGGAAAUGACUAUCUUCCAAAACAACAUAACUUGGUGAAAUCCCUUUUAGCACAAUUGUCUGUUCCCCUACUGGUAACAAAUUGCAAGACAAUGAUUUGUCUUUAAACAUUUUCCAUAAGAGAUUCUUACCUUUUUCGCAUGGCAGAGCUCAUGGUUGGUUUUCCGCUCUGCCUGGGUUUGUAUGGGUCUUUCUAUACUUAAAGCCAGAGCCAAGUCUGAAUUCCAGGCACAAAGAGUAGUUUGGUUAGACGCAGCCAAAGCUGUCCAUUUGUCUAUGGAGGGGUGUCUGAAUUGGGAAUCAGGGUCUCAUUGUUAGUUUUUUGUAGAUGAUGUCAUUCUGUUUGAAUUCCCAGGCCUUGAGCUUCAGCAUGAUAUGGCUGAAAUUUGCAGCUUUUAUGAAAGUCAACUUUAAAAUGGGGUCCAAUUUGUGUCGAGUAGAGCAGGAAUACAAGUAGCAUGGUAUUUUUCUAAUUAGAUGGAUGUAUUUUACAUGAACACUGUCUCCUGAAGCAUGAUUGCUGAUCCAGUUUGGUGUAAUUAAGAAAGAGCUGAGCUAAAAAGUAAAAUUCAACAUGUAAUGGUCUAGAUUUUACCCUUAGUAUGGAGUGUACUUAAUGAAAUGCUGUUGAGUAUCAGGAGAUAGGAGUUCAUUGAGCCCCUGCUCCUUCUGUCCUAGACAUUAUGUUCCUUGGGUAGACGGUUUACCUGCCAUUCUUACUGAGGAGGCCGAUUGCACCGUAUCUUUCAGUCUGCCACAGAAAGCUACACUGUUACAUACCAUGGGUGCAUGAUUUGUGAUUUUGUUUGUUGACUUGUUACUAAUGUCACAUAAGCAGCAAUGAAUGGAUGAAAUAUUUGAGUCAAAGUUAUAAGUCUUCUGUUAUGGUUGGUGUUUUUUUAGUUCAUUGAACUGUUUUUAAAUGCAUUUUUAAAUGCAUUUAGAUUGGGGGACAGUCAUGGCUAUCGGUGCUUCGAAGAAUCUGAAGUCUGAUUCUGAUCCAGGCUCUGAAACCUUCUGAAAGGGAAACUAGUCCUCAGCAUCACAGAACCCUCACUGUGAUCAACAGUGGAGAUGAUGCACUAUCCUACUUGUUAGACUUCCAUUUCAGGUCAAACCCAUUUAGACUGCUUGUUGCCAAAAGCUAAAUCUUGAAGGUCAGGCGAGAUCAUUUAUUGACAUUCUUAACAAACAACAGUUUGUUAGGUAGUUGGUGUCUAAUGCUUGUUAUGGGGACUUGGUGACUAAAAUUGUAAAAUGUACUCAGGUGUGGGGUUGGAUGUUUUCAACUUUGUUUUAUUUUAUUUAAUUCUUAAUUAUGUUAUUGAAAAAGAUUAUGAAGCUAU